CAUCCCGCUCUCGACUAUACAUACUCUUGAGAUCGGCAGUACAUAGCUCCUGCAGCCUUGCAUAUCUUAAAGUGGCCUGCCUAUAUAUCCGCAAAACUCCAACAGGCACAGCUUCGCAACUCGCGGAGCCUCCUCUAGUUUAACAUGACGUCCUCAUCUCCCGUACAAGCGGCUGCUCCAAAGCCGGAUACUGCCGCUGCCCGGAAGCGCAGGAGACGUGCUCCCGCAGGAGGUGCUUCUGAUGACUGCUUUGCCUGCACCAAGCGCAAUGUCAAGUGUGACAGGAGAAGACCGUAUUGCUCGCAGUGCCUUGAGGUCGGUAACGAAUGUUCGGGAUACAAGACGCAGCUCACCUGGGGCGUCGGUGUCGCCAGCCGUGGCAAGCUACGUGGUUUAUCUCUACCCAUAGCCAAGGCACCUCCAGUCAGCGCAGCAGUCAAGAAGAGCUCGCCCACGCGCACCAGAGCAGCCACCACAACCACCAACAUGACAACGGCCGCAGCUGCCAGCCACUGGCACAACCCCGAAGACAUAAUCAACUCAUCACCCCGCCGCAGGCCAGUAAACCUUCACAUCUCCCUCCCAGUCCCCGAGCAGUCAUCCUCGAUAUCUAGCCCGACGACCCCAUAUCUCGCCCAGUACGAUCCCCGACGCGUAGGACGAACUGCGGAUACCACACCGACAGCAUCUCACAGCCAUUGGGGCCAAAUGCCCUUCUCCGCCAGCCUUCCAACGGACGGCUUUAGAUAUGGGAAACUUGGUGGUCACCAGGGAAUGCCCAUGGAUUCGAUGCACGACAUGGACCAGUACCACAUGUCGCCCAUGAGCCAUUCUUUCCCAAGAGAAGAUGUGCCAUUCCUACACAGCUCGGCGGUUCUCUACGACAACUUCAAUGGACACCACUCUCCUGCCGUGACUCCGAGCCCCUUGGCCGCAAUGAUCAUGGAGCAACGCAAUGCGCCAACUUCAUGUCCAAGCUUGGUAUAUGCGCCUUCAGAGCACAGCACCAGCGUACACUCUCACUCGGAAAGCUACGACGUGCACCUUAGUAACAAGCUAAUGCUUGACUGCGACUCGAUAGUGGGAACCCCAGACCUUGAUGCAUACAGCUCCAGCGUUCACUCCAACGGACACUUUUGGGGACCUUCUCCACCGGCAGAAGAUACGACUUCUUGCCAGGAUUCGCACACCCAAUCAUCAUCAUGGCCAUCGACAGUCGAAACUCCGGGGGCGCACGUCAGCGCUGAGCUGAUCUCCAAGAUGCCAUUUUUCCUCGAUUACUAUGAGCACACAAUGUGCCCAUCGAUGGUUUUCAUUGAUGGACCGAACAACCCCUUCCGGGAUCACAUCAUGCACCUUGCCACCGGCAGUCGCAGCUUGCAGCACGCCAUCUGCGCCCUUGCCGCCUGCAACCUGCGCACCAAGAGGAAGCUCAGCCUUGGCCAACACUCGCCUGCAGAGAAGUUCAAGCGGUCGUGCUCGCCUGAGGCUGAAGACCAGUCAAUGCAGGAAGAGUACGAGCACCGCAACCUCGCCGUUCAUCUGCUGAAUGAACAGUUAAACGACGUGUCCAAGUCCAAGCACGACUCGGUACUUGCAACAAUCCUUAUGCUUUGUCACUACAGGAUGGCGGAAUCUGGAAUUGCCAGGUUCCACACCCAAUUUGCUGGCGUUAAGAAGAUUUUGCAAAUGCGCAGGACCACCUCGUUCCCUCCCUCGAACGAGUCUGCAUGGAUGGAAGCUCUUUUUACCUACUUUGAUGCCAUCUCUGCUAGCAUCAACGACCGCGAGGCCCAGCUUGAUGGCAGCUUCUUCGGCUUCUCGCCGGAAGCAAUGCUGCUUCCACAGGGCGCCGAGAAUCUCGUCGGCUGCGAUAGGGAGCUCUUCACCAUAAUUGUGAAACUCGGACGCUUGAACCUCCUCUCCCAGCACAGGCCGGUGCAGAACAACGACGCCGCCCUGGGCAGCUCGAUGCCACGGUCAGAGUCUCCCUUCAGCGCGCCGCUGGGCCAUGUGUAUAAGCCCAGCAACAAUAUGAAUGUGGACGUGUUUGGCACCAGCGGUGGUCCCAUCCGGUUUGAUGGUAACGGCUUUGGCAACACCCUUGGUGACGAUGAGUUGCUGUCGGCUGCCAUCAGCACUUCGGCGCCGACAUAUGACAGCCAGCGCUCAACAUUUUGGCGCGAAUGGAAAGAGGCGCGCGCUUCGCUUCAGGCCUGGUCGUUCGAUGCGCAACGUGUUACUGCUUCUCUUCAGCAGACCGGGUUGCAGCCGACGCCGGCUCAGAUUCGCGACCUCACUUCCUUGUCCGAGGCAUUCCGUUACGCUGCGCUGCUCUACACUGAGCGCUUGGCGAGCCCGCAGACGCCAUCGUCACACAACAACUUCCGAAACCUCGUUUCGCAGGUCGUCUAUUACGCUACCAGCCUCGAGUCCGGUUCAUCUGCCGAGAAGUUCUUGCUAUGGCCGCUAUUUGUGGCUGGAAGCGAGUGCGUCAACGAGCUGCAGCAAAACAUUGUGCGGUCCAAGUGCCGCGAUAUCAUGGCACGCAGUGGCUACAUGAACAACAUGUCUGCCCUUGAGAUCCUCGAGCGUCUCUGGAGUGGCGAGACGACUGCAGAGGACGACUACAUUGGCAGCGGGCGCCACAUCAACAUUCUUAAUAACAACAACAACAACGUGCGACUUCCAAGCCUGACACGAAGCAGUCCAUUCAACUGGGGCAAGUGUAUAGGAGGACCUGGCGUCGAGGUCGAAUGGAUCAUGUUCUGAUAUCCUACGCUAUCUGAACCUUUACCAUUUUUUUUGGAUUCUUUUUUCUUUCCUUAUUGGUCAAAACCAUUUUCUGUUCGGCCAUGACCCUGACACCUUGGACCUGACAAGGUGCUGUAAUACAAGAAAUGAGGUAAUGAUGGUUGGAUUAUUCUCAUAUUGUCUAUUUCCUAAUACUCUGUAUCAUAUGUAGCGAACGCGUCAUGUUGUCUUUUUUCUUUUUUUUCCUAUUCGUACCAUAAAGGAGAUACAGUCAGGGAUUUGGACAGGGGAUUCAGAGCUGUUUGAGCGGUCUGCGGUAGAAAGACCCCGGUGGUCGUUUGCAAGGCAUCAAAAGAUGGGUGGAGAUGGAGUUAUUCUUUUUUGGGUGUUUCUGCAAUGACAACUACUGGGUUGGGAUUACAAGAUGGGUAGCGAAUUGACUGGGGUUUGAACGGAGUUGAUAUUUUUUUGGGUCUUUUAUUAGCCCACUGUCUUAUCAAGAUAUAUCAUGCCUCGGUUCGGAAUUUCGGGGACAAAUAAAAUCACGAUGUUGAUGUUUA
Messenger RNA from Pyricularia oryzae 70-15, 3314 nucleotides. RefSeq lists its product as uncharacterized. The transcript has 2 exons. The record is from RefSeq and is a predicted model, not a curated record. Gene Ontology annotation, biological process: regulation of DNA-templated transcription. Gene Ontology annotation, molecular function: DNA-binding transcription factor activity, RNA polymerase II-specific; zinc ion binding. Bases 145 to 2772 code for a protein of 875 amino acids. Lineage: Eukaryota; Fungi; Ascomycota; Sordariomycetes; Magnaporthales; Pyriculariaceae.